Molecule: messenger RNA, 1744 nt
Organism: Rhea pennata
Lineage: Eukaryota; Metazoa; Chordata; Aves; Rheiformes; Rheidae
Gene: SERTAD1
Product: SERTA domain containing 1
Exons: 2
Coding region: 107-859 (250 amino acids)
Cellular component (GO): nucleus
Molecular function (GO): transcription regulator activity
Source: RefSeq, a predicted model, not a curated record
GUCGGCUGGCGGAGACGGCGAGGGGAGGGGGCGGGGGAUGCCGGCUCCUGAUUGGCUGCGCGCCGCGUUCCAGACCCCGCUGAUUGGCCCCUGAGGAGCCGGACCCAUGCUGGCCAAGGGCGUGAAGCGGAAGCACAGCGAGAUGGAGGCCGGGGGGGAGCCGGUGGCAGGCGCUGCCGGGGGGACCCCGGCCCCCGCCGCCCCCUCCGACUCCCUCUUCAACAUCUCCAUGCUGAAGCUGCACCAGAGCCUGCGGCACGUGGAGCCCAACCUGCGCUACCUCGUCCUGGUGGCCAACACCCUCCGGCGCAUCCAGGACCAGAUGCCGGCGGAGGCUGAGGGACCGCUGCCCCCCGGCUGCCCCCCGGCCAGCCCCGAGCCCGCGGGCGGUCCCUCCGCGGAGCAGCGGCGGGACGGCGGCGCCCGGUGCCCGGCGCCCGAGGAGGAGCUGCUGCUCUCCAGCUGGGACGCUUCGCUCUGCGCCUCCCUCUCGGGCGCGCUGGAGGGCAUGGGGCCGCUCGGCGCCGGCGCCCCGGACCCCACGCCGCCCGCCGACGAGGCGCCGCGGGACGGGGCGCUGGAGCUGGGCGGCUGGCCGGACGCCCCACGGCCCCCGCACCCCUUCUUCGGCCCCCUGGAGCUGCUCAGCUCCACCAGCUCGCUGCUGGAGGACAGCCUGGAGGGCAUCUUCGAGGACAUUGACACCUCCAUGUACGACUGCGACGUCUGGUCCCCCACCAGCCUGGCCGGCUUCAAAGCCUUCUCCGGGGCGGACGAGGAGGGCGAGGACGGGGCCCGGCUGGACAUGAACGACUUGGACUACCUGAUGGACGUGCUGGUGGGCACCCACGCGCUCUGAGGGGCCGCGGUGCCCCAGCGGGCCGCCGUCUUAACUUAUUCGGGACUUGAGCCGGGGACCGCGCGGCACGCACGGGGGCCGUCGGCCCGGCCGGUGCGCACCAGGACGAUGUGCCAUGCAUAGGCCCACAGACGGGGCUCGGAUCCUGCCUCCUGCUCCCGGGGGGCCGGGACCCCCGGCUGCAGCCCUGGAUGCUGGGGAGGGGCUGCAGACUGCUGCUCCGUGCAGUGCUGGGCUGCUCCGUGCAGUGCCAGGCUCUGCUGCUGGGCUGUGCCGUGUGGUGCUGGACUGCUGCACGUGGUGCUGGGCUCCGUGCAGUGCCGGGCUGCUCCGUGCAAUGCCGGGCUGCUCCAUGCAGUGCCGGACUGCUGCACGUGGUGCUGGGCUCUGUGCAGUGCCGGGCUGCUCCGUGCAAUGCCGGGCUGCUCCGUGCAGUGCCGGACUGCUGCACAUGGUGCUGGGCUCCGUGCAGUGCCGGGCUGCUCCGUGCAAUGCCGGGCUGCUCCGUGCAGUGCCGGACUGCUGCACGUGAUGCUGGGCUCCGUGCAGUGCCGGGUUGCUCCUUGCAGUGCCGGACUGCUGCACGUGGUGCUGGGCUCCGUGCAGUGCCGGGUUGCUCCUUGCAGUGCCGGGCUCCUGGUGGGCUCAGGCUGCAGGAGCUGCCGGUGGCACCGGAGCUGGGGACGGUUAAAGCAAGCGGGUUCAGUGGGCACUGUGGCCCCUGCCCAAGGCAGCGGGUUUGGGGCCCGCAGCUGUGUCGGGGACCCUGCGGGGACGUCGGCCAGGGCUCGGUGCCUGGCAGCUAGGGUGGCGGCUCCGGAGCUCGGGGCGCGCUGCCGCGAAUGUGCACUGCUUGGAAAUGAGGAUAAUAUAUACCCGAACGGC